Glycine soja is the source of this 480-nucleotide messenger RNA. RefSeq lists its product as uncharacterized. The coding region runs from base 1 to 480 and encodes 159 amino acids. The record is from RefSeq and is a predicted model, not a curated record. NCBI's taxonomy places the organism in Eukaryota, Viridiplantae, Streptophyta, Magnoliopsida, Fabales, Fabaceae. The transcript has a single exon.
AUGAAAUUGAAGGAGCAGAUGAAAAAGACAGUGUUCUAUGAGUUGACACUUAAGCAAAGAUGGGAGAAGAUAUUUUCAAAGGAAAAUAAUGAUGGAGAAAAUCUGGCUGUGUUUGUGGAUGUUGUUGUUCAAACAGAAGUUGCAAAGAUUGCAGGAAGGGAAGCUGUUUGGAAUGAGAAUGGUGAGAGGGUGGUGUGGUUUAAGAGUUUUGACGAUGAGGGGUUGGAAAUUACAAGUGUUGGGCUGAGUUUGAAAAUUGUUGAUAGAAUGAGAUGGGAGCAAGAAAGAGUUGGAUGGAUUGCUGGGAAUCAAAGGCAAGUGAGAGUGGAAAGAGUUGAGGAGUUUGGAGGAACAAACAGGUGGAGGAAAUUUAGUUGUUAUGCAUUGGUGGAAAGUUUUGUAUUGAAGAGAAUGGAUAGAAAAUUGGUGCUAACUUGUGAUUACAGGCACACACAUCAAAUUCGGUGCAUAUGGGAGUGA